Tarenaya hassleriana is the source of this 1927-nucleotide messenger RNA. Its product is annotated as ACT domain-containing protein ACR3. The coding region runs from base 332 to 1690 and encodes 452 amino acids. The transcript is spliced from 8 exons. NCBI's taxonomy places the organism in Eukaryota, Viridiplantae, Streptophyta, Magnoliopsida, Brassicales, Cleomaceae. The record is from RefSeq and is a predicted model, not a curated record.
GAAACAUUAGAGAGAGAAAGAGAGAGAGACAGCUUUUUCUGGGCAUUUGCUCUGUCUUUGUCUUUCUUCUGUUUCGAAGAUGUAAAAAUUUCUCUUUUUUUUUUGUUCCAUCUGUUUUCCGAGUCCAGGGUUUGAGCUUUAAGAUUGUUUCUUCGUUUUCAUCUCUCUCUCUCUCUCUCUCUCUCUCUCUGGUCUCUAAUUGCCUCCAUUAUCUCAAACCCAUGCCCCAAUUUUUAGUUUAGUUCUUGCAAUCGGUUCGAACCCCUCUUCUCCUCCUCGAAAUUCUGCAACUUGGUAGCCUCUCCUUGAGUCAGAGGGUCUUUGCUGUUAGAUGGCUAAAGUUUGCUGGCCUUAUUUCGAUCCUGAAUACGAGAACUUGAGCUCAAGAAUCAAUCCCCCGAGGGUUUCGGUGGACAACACUAGCUGCGAAGACUGUACUCUCGUGAAGGUUGACAGCAUGAACAAACCCGGAAUCCUCCUGGAAGUUGUUCAAGUCUUGACAGAUCUUGAUCUAACCAUUACCAAAGCUUACAUCUCUUCUGACGGCGGAUGGUUCAUGGACGUAUUCCAUGUCCUCGAUCAUCAAGGAAACAAGAUUACAGACAGCAAAACCAUUGAAUACAUUGAAAAGGUGUUAGGACCGAAGAGCCAAGCUUCAGCCGCGCUAAACACAUGGCCGAGCAAACGGGUCGGAGUCCAUUCUUUAGGCGACCACACGGCCAUCGAGCUCAUUGGCCGUGACCGUCCUGGCCUGUUAUCCGAGAUCUCUGCUGUCCUUGCUGAUCUUCGGUUCAAUGUCUUGGCAGCGGAAGUAUGGACUCAUAACCGUCGGAUAGCUUGUGUCCUCUACGUGAAUGAUGAUUCCACAUCCCGAGCCGUCGAUGAUCCUUCGAGAUUGUCAGCAAUGGAAGAACAACUCAACAACGUGCUGAGAGGAUGCGAAGAAGAGGACGAGAAAGUGGCUCGCGCGAGUUUCUCGGUCGGUUCCACACAUGUAGACCGAAGGCUCCACCAAAUGCUUUUCGCCGAUAAAGACUACGAAGGCAACAAACUUGUAGAUUCUUCUUCUCAAGGGUUCAAACCCGAGAUCAAAGUCGAACGUUGCGAAGAAAAGGAUUAUUCCGUGAUUAAUGUGAGUUGUAAGGAUCGGGCGAAACUCAUGUUCGACAUCGUCUGCACGCUGACAGACAUGCAAUACGUCGUUUUCCAUGCCAACAUUUCGUCCGAUGGUCCAUGCGCAUCUCAGGAGUAUUACAUCCGACAUAAGGAUGGUUGCACGCUCCACUCAGAGGCCGAGAAAGAGAGGGUGAUCAAAUGUCUCGAAGCCGCUAUCCACAGAAGAGUGAGCGAGGGUUUGAGCUUGGAACUAUGCGCUAAGGACAGAAUGGGACUACUGUCUGAAGUGACGAGGAUACUGCGGGAGCACGGACUAUCAGUAAUGAGAGCCGGUGUAACGACGGUCGGAGAACAGGCCGUGAACGUUUUUUACGUGAGGGAUGCUUCGGGAAACCCGGUGGAUGUGAAAACGAUCGAGGCGCUGCGACAAGAGAUCGGGCAUACGAUGAUGAUUAACGUGAAGAACAAGGUUCAUGUCGGGAAAUCAAAGGAGUCCGGUCCAGCCGGCGGUUCGGCCGGUUGGGCCAAAACCAGCUUCUUCUUCGGGAAUCUGCUCGAGAGGUUCUUGGCUUGAGAUUUUUACUUACAGGUACAUUUGGAAAGCUGUGGUUUAUGCUGUGUUGUAAUGCCUCGAUUUGGUUGAACCGAACCAAACCGGACAUAACCGUAAAUUCCGGUUAUCUAAUCUUCUUUGGUGGGACCCCAAUUCGAACGUUUCCGGUAAGUGUAAUAUAGAAUAAUGGAACUUGUGGCAUCACCAUUGAAGGGCAUGUGUUGUGUUAUCAAUGAAAAUAUUUGGUUGACUUACAAA